UAGCAUCGCAUCCCAGCAUCCUCACAGGCAGCCUGCUUUUUCAUCGGGGGUUUUGGAUGGCUAUUUGGGCGGUAAAUUUUCCCGGGAAUUUGUUCAAGUGGUGAGGGGAGUUCUCAAGUCUUUAGAGUGAACUAAGUUGUUUUUUAUUUUUGGAUCCCAUGGAUCUGGGUCCGUAUUUGAUUCUCACGAGAUUCAAGUGAAGUCAAAUAUUUCAUUUCUUACGGUGACUGAACAACUACUACUGAAUUGGUUAGAAAUGGGAGAGCAGUAGGACUGAAAGGGUUGAACAAGAUGAAGCGGAAGGUUUCUCAGCAGAAAUCUCAACCCAAAUGGAAGAGGAAGCUCUUCGUUCUGUUACUACUAGGAAUUUGCUUCGUAAGCUUGUUUUUUAUGCAGACGCAGUACUCUCGAAUUACGGGGCUGACUUCCUUGCAACACCGAUUCGUUGAUAGGCCGAAGAUUGCGUUUCUCUUCAUAGCACGGAACCGGCUUCCUUUAGAGAUGGUUUGGGAUGCAUUUUUUCGGGGAGGAGACGGCAAAUUUUCGAUUUUUGUCCACUCAAGGCCUGGGUUUCUACUCAACAGAGUAACAACUAAAUCAGUUUAUUUUUUGGAUCGUCAAGUUAAUGACAGUAUACAGGUAGAUUGGGGAGAAGCAACCAUGAUAGAAGCAGAACGCAUUUUGCUCAGAAAUGCACUUACUGAUCCUUUAAAUGACCGUUUUGUAUUUCUCUCAGAUAGCUGUAUACCUUUGUACAACUUCAGCUACAUAUAUGACUACAUCAUGUCGACAUCAACUAGUUUUGUUGACAGCUUUGCUGACACGAAAGAAGGUCGUUACAAUCCAAAAAUGGCUUCUGUUAUUCCUGUUCACAACUGGAGGAAAGGAUCCCAGUGGGCUGUUCUAACCAGAAAGCAUGCUGAGGUUGUAGUAAAUGAUGAAACUGUCUUUCCUAUGUUUCAGCGGUAUUGCAAGAAAAAACCACUACCAGAAUUUUGGAGGGAUCAUCCCAUUCCUGCUGAUACAUCUAAGGAGCAUAACUGCAUACCAGAUGAACACUAUGUUCAGACCUUACUGGCUUUAAAAGGCCUUGAAGGAGAAAUCACACGGAGAUCAGUGACGCAUACCUCCUGGGAUCUCUCCUCCUCCAAAGAUCGUGAACGUCGAGGAUGGCAUCCUGUGACAUACAAGCUCUCAGAUGCUACUCCAAUGCUUAUAAAGUUUAUAAAGGAAAUAGAUAAUAUUUAUUACGAGACUGAAUACCGGAGAGAAUGGUGCAGCAGCAAGGGUAAACCAUCCACAUGCUUCCUUUUUGCGAGAAAAUUUACUCGACCUGCAGCUCGACGGCUUCUUAACAUGUCUGUACUUGGAGUUAGCGGUUAAAUGACAGCAAAAUGCUCGUGAUAAUGCCCAUUGAGAGGCUGAAUAUACAAGCUCAGAAAAAGGAAAUUUAAUAUUAAGACUAGAUGAAUAUUAUUGACGAGUAUGUUGGUUUGUACAUUGAGAUUUAGAUUUAGAAAGCUAUAAAAGAGUUCAUGCGGUGUAUAUGUGUACAAUAUUUCGAUACCAAACUCACAGAGAGAAUGAAAUAAAAUUGGAGGUGUUCGUUCCUCAGCUUUAGUCUGAGGUGAGUUUUAGACUAAA
Messenger RNA from Neltuma alba, 1644 nucleotides. Its product is annotated as glycosyltransferase BC10. The coding region runs from base 292 to 1383 and encodes 363 amino acids. The record is from RefSeq and is a predicted model, not a curated record. NCBI's taxonomy places the organism in Eukaryota, Viridiplantae, Streptophyta, Magnoliopsida, Fabales, Fabaceae. The transcript is spliced from 11 exons. Gene Ontology annotation, cellular component: membrane. Gene Ontology annotation, molecular function: glycosyltransferase activity.